This is a messenger RNA of Dipodomys ordii (Ord's kangaroo rat), 927 nucleotides long. RefSeq names its product olfactory receptor 12-like. The record is from RefSeq and is a predicted model, not a curated record. Bases 1 to 927 code for a protein of 308 amino acids. Gene Ontology annotation, cellular component: membrane. Lineage: Eukaryota; Metazoa; Chordata; Mammalia; Rodentia; Heteromyidae. Gene Ontology annotation, molecular function: G protein-coupled receptor activity; olfactory receptor activity; odorant binding. Gene Ontology annotation, biological process: sensory perception of smell; G protein-coupled receptor signaling pathway. The transcript has a single exon.
AUGGCAAAUUUUACACAUGUCUCAGAGUUUGUUCUACUUGGAUUUAGAGGAGGUGCAGAAAUGCAGAUCAUUCUAUUUUUGAUUUUUUUGGUCCUGUAUGUUAUCUCCGUAGUGGGAAAUUUUGGCAUGAUUGUGAUUAUAAGGGUAGAUGUACACCUCCACACCCCAAUGUAUGCUUUCCUACAGAGCCUCUCCUUUUUGGAUAUUUGCUAUUCUUCUACAAUUGCACCCAGGGCUUUGGUGAACUGCCUGAAACAGGAUCAUACAGUGUCCUUUGGUGGGUGUGCUGCUCAAUUCUUUUUCUUGUCCCUCUUUGGUACCACAGAGGCUUUCCUUCUAGCUGCCAUGGCCUAUGACCGCUUUGUUGCAAUCUGUAACCCUCUUCUAUACUCAGUGAAUAUGUCACACCGUGUGUGUGGGCUGUUAGUGUCAGGGUCCUACUCAUGGGGUGUAGUGAAUGCUGUCACUCAAACAACAAUGACCUUCAGGUUGUCCUUUUGUGGGUCCAAUGAGAUCAAUGAUUUUUUCUGUGAUGUCCCUCCACUCUUGUCCCUCUCAUGUUCAGAUACCUUUAUAAACCAGUUGGUUCUUCUUGGCUUAUGUGGCUCUAUUAUUGUCAGUACCUUCCUGAUUGUUUUGGUCUCAUACAUCUAUAUCAUCUCUGCCAUCUUGAAGAUCCGCACAGUUCAGGGUCGCCAGAAAGCCUUCUCUACAUGUGCUUCUCACCUAACUGGAGUGUGCCUGUUCUUUGGUACCGUUUUCUUCAUGUAUGCACAGCCAAGUGCUGCCUCCUCUAUGGAACAGAGUAAAAUAGUGUCCAUAUUUUACACAAUUGUCAUCCCCAUGUUGAAUCCCCUCAUAUACAGCCUGAGGAACAAGGACGUCAAACAAGCUCUGAGAAGGAGCAAACAGAAGCUUUCUUUGUGA